Haemorhous mexicanus (house finch) is the source of this 1089-nucleotide messenger RNA. RefSeq names its product metabolism of cobalamin associated D (gene MMADHC). Gene Ontology annotation, cellular component: mitochondrion. The record is from RefSeq and is a predicted model, not a curated record. NCBI's taxonomy places the organism in Eukaryota, Metazoa, Chordata, Aves, Passeriformes, Fringillidae. The transcript has 8 exons. Gene Ontology annotation, biological process: cobalamin metabolic process. Bases 94 to 981 code for a protein of 295 amino acids.
CGCGGCGAGGGCGCGGCGGGGGCGGGUGGGCGCCGCCAUUUUGCAGGAAGAGGGGUGUCCGGGCCUGUCAGCGGGGGGAGAGCAGCGUCUGCCAUGGCCAAUGUGCUCUGUAACAGAGCAAGAUUGGUCACCUACCUGCCAGGCUUUUAUUCCUUGCUCAGAAGAGUUGGGAAUGCCAAGGCUUUUUCCACUGCAGGAUCCUCUGGCUCAGAUGAGCCUCACGUGGCUGCUGCACCUCCUGAUUUAUGUCCCAGGACGGUGUGGCCGGACGAGCUGAUGGGGCCCUUUGGGCCGCAGGACCAGCGCUUCCAGCUGCCAGGGAACAUGGGCUUCGGGUGCCACCUGCAUGGCACUGCCAGCCAGAGAGCCCCGCCCGCCCAGAGCCUGCCCGACCUCCUGGCCGAGCCCUCGGCCAGCGAGAGGCACGAGUUUGUCAUGGCCCAGUACAUCAAUGAGUUCCAGGGUUCUGAUGCUCCCCAGAAACAGCAGGUCAAUAAUGCUGAAACCUACUUUGAGAAUGCCAAGGUGGAGUGUGCAGUGCAAGCCUGUCCUGAGCUGCUGAGAAAAGACGUGCAGGCGCUGUUCCCCGAGGCCAGCCCCCGGCGCCUGACGGUGCUCACGGUCACCCAGAGGAGCCAGCACGACAUGAGCGUCUGGAGCCAGGAGGUGGAGGAGGAGAGGGAGAUGCUCCUGGAGAACUUCAUCAAUGGUGCCAAGGAAAUCUGCUAUGCAAUUUCUUCUGAGGGCUACUGGGCUGAUUUCAUUGAUCCCUCCUCAGGACUGGCAUUUUUCGGGCCUUACACCAACAACCCCCUGCUGGAGACCGACGAGCGCUACCGGCACUUGGGCUUCGCCGUGGACGACCUGGGCUGCUGCAAGGUGAUCAGGCACAACCUCUGGGGCACCCACGUGGUGGUGGGCAGCAUCUUCACCAACGCUGAGCCCGACAGCCCCAUCAUGAGGAAACUCAGUGGCAACUGAGCCCUGCAGCCUCCUGGCAUCCUUGAGUCCUCGGGCGAUUCUCCCUCGGCGGCGGCGGGAGUUCCUCACUUCCAAGUGUUCUUAGAGAAUAAAAGUAGCUGGUAUUUA